UUAUUUAUCGGGUUAAUGAGUCGGAUGCCGGGUUUAUAAUUUCUGUUAUUCCUUGUUUUUUUAAUCGGGCCACCCGAUAACCCGACCACUGGCCUAAGUUCACCAAGUAUUAUUCACAAUAGGAAUAGGGUAUUAGGGUUUAUGACUUUAUUCACUAUUUCCACAUUCUCGCAAUUCAAUAUUCACGAAACUGAAAACGCUGCUCAAAUUCAAAAAUCUAGAGACAAAAUCAAAGGUGAAAGCUUGUGUUGUUGGCUUGUUGCGCUCAACAGGUCUUAUCUGUCUCUUACCAGCCAUGGCACAAGAAAUGGGUAUGUUUACAGUGCAUCAUACAAUUGGAAAUGUUUUAUGCUGCAAAUGUGGUAUAAAUAUGCAACCAAAUGCUGCCAAUAUGUGUGCCAACUGCUUGAGGUCUGAAAUUGACAUUACAGAGGGUCUCCAGAAGCAUGUUAUCAUAUGUCAUUGCCCUGAAUGUGACAGCUAUUUGCAGCCUCCUAGGACCUGGAUUAAAGCCCAAUUAGAAUCAAAGGAGCUAUUGACAUUCUGUCUGAAGAGGUUGAAGAAUUUGAAUAAAGUUCGUUUAGUGCAGGCAGAGUUCAUUUGGACUGAACCUCACUCCAAGAGAAUCAAAGUCAAGUUGAAGGUUCAGAAAGAAGUUCUUCAUGGAGCUAUCCUUGAGCAGGCGUAUACAGUUGAAUAUGUUAUCCAAGACCAAAUGUGUGAAUCCUGUACGAGGGUUCAGGCUAAUCCUGAUCAGUGGGUGGCUGCAGUGCAGCUACGGCAGCAUGUUUCUCACAGGCGAACGUUCUUCUAUUUGGAACAGCUUAUUCUUAAGCAUGAUGCCGCUGCUCGUGCUAUAAUGAUUAAGCAAAUGGAUCAAGGAAUUGAUCUGUUCUUCUCUAAUAGAAGUCAUGCUGUAAAGUUUGUGGAGUUCAUAGGAAAAGUUGUUCCCAGUCGGAGCCGUAAUGACAAACAACUGGUGUCUCAUGAUCCCAAGAGCAACAAUUACAACUAUAAGUAUACUUUUUCAGUUGAAAUUUCCCCAGUUUGUCGUGAGGACUUGAUUUGUCUUCCGCCAAAAGUUUCAAAUAGUUUGGGGAAUCUUGGACCACUUGUGAUCUGCACCAAGGUGAGUAACCACAUUGCCUUACUUGACCCAUUUACUCUCAGGAACUGUUUUCUGGAUGCGGAACAAUACUGGAGGGCGUCUUUUAAGUCCCUACUUUCUAGUAGGCAGCUUGUGGAAUACAUAGUUCUAGAUAUUGACGCUGUUUCUUCUGAGGUCAACAUUGGUGGAUCUAAGUAUGCUUUGGCAGACGCCCAAGUAGCUCGUAUAUCUGAUUUUGGAAAGAAUGAUACAAUUUUCAACAUACGAACACAUCUGGGGCAUCUUCUAAAUCCUGGGGAUUAUGCACUCGGGUAUGACUUAUAUGCUGCUAAUAGUAAUGAUAGCGAACUGGACAAGUAUAAAGGCUUUGUUCUCCCAGAUGUGAUACUGGUUAAGAAGAGCUAUGAAGAGAAAUGGCAAAAGAAGCGUGGGAAGCCUCGUUCAUGGAAGCUGAAAUCUCUCAAUAUGGAGAUUGAUGACAACGCAAAGGGGAGAGAUCAUGAAGAGAAGAUGAACUCUGAGUAUGAACAAUUCUUAAGAGAUUUAGAGGAGAAUCCAGAUUUGAGGUUCAACAUAUCGCUUUACCGUAACAAGGAGUAUCAGCCAUCAGAAAUGGCAUCUGUGACUGAUGGUGAUGAUGCUCCUUCUGUCCCGUUGGAGGAAUUGUUAGCUGAUCUUGAUUUAAGCGAGGAGGAAGCUGACAAUGAUAGCAUGAGGGAGUGAGUUGGGAAAUAUCAAAAGAAAAAACCAAGCCAUGGGGGGAGGCAAUUUUCAGAAGGCGAAGAUGGCUCGUGCGAAGAACAUGGAAAAGAUGAAAGCCGAAAAGGGUAGUCAGCGGGAGGCUAACAGGAAGGCUAUGAGUAUCCAGUGCAAGGUGUGCAUGCAGACAUUCAUAUUAUGAUAGGAAACAAAUGUUAUUUUUUCAAAAGAUUUUGUUAAGCGGGAUCAAAAAUUCAAGAUCACGGUUUUUUUUUGCAUUUUCUUCAAUUUUAAAAGUAUAUGCAUAUCCAAUGUUAAAUCAUAUAGUAUUAAUAGUUUUUCUGCUUUUCAUUUUCCAUUUUUCUCUUAGGUUGUUUGUAGCUACUGAUAAUUAUUAUAUGGUAUUGAAAUAUCAUUGUAGCACAAUUUUGUUUAAUAAGCUUAUGAAUUUGAUCAUUGUACUUCUCA
This is a messenger RNA of Capsicum annuum, 2275 nucleotides long. Its product is annotated as 60S ribosomal export protein NMD3-like. Gene Ontology annotation, molecular function: ribosomal large subunit binding. NCBI's taxonomy places the organism in Eukaryota, Viridiplantae, Streptophyta, Magnoliopsida, Solanales, Solanaceae. Gene Ontology annotation, biological process: ribosomal large subunit export from nucleus. Gene Ontology annotation, cellular component: cytoplasm; nucleus. The record is from RefSeq and is a predicted model, not a curated record.